Anolis sagrei ordinatus is the source of this 3580-nucleotide messenger RNA. It is a transcript of the gene ARHGAP24, whose product is annotated as Rho GTPase activating protein 24. The record is from RefSeq and is a predicted model, not a curated record. Gene Ontology annotation, cellular component: focal adhesion. NCBI's taxonomy places the organism in Eukaryota, Metazoa, Chordata, Lepidosauria, Squamata, Anolidae. Gene Ontology annotation, molecular function: GTPase activator activity. Gene Ontology annotation, biological process: negative regulation of ruffle assembly; activation of GTPase activity; negative regulation of Rac protein signal transduction.
AAAAUCAACACUGUCGAAGCUGAGUGAGCUCCCUUUGCCUCCUUUACAUUGUUCUGCUUGCACCUGCCGCAUGCCUGCGACAGACUUGAGCAGAAGGCAACGGCAGUAGUAGGAGAAGCAGCAGCCGCAGCAGCAACAGCCGUCUUUGAAACACUGCCAUUGAGAAGAGUUGGACAGGGAGAAUAUUGGCACCGGCAUCUCAUGCGCGAGGCGUGGACUCUUCAGCAGAAUCCAAGGAACUUCAUGGCAACGCUGAGCAGCUGAUCCCACUGGGGCUAAUGCGUCUGCCAGAAGAGUCGGCUGUGGGGAGGGAAGGCAGGAAAGCAACAAAUCAUCCAGACUAUCCAAAGGCGAGACAUUUUCUUGCAUAAUAAUUAAAGGGAGAAACAGAAGAGACCCUUUGAAAAGCAUCCUUAAUGGACAGAUGUAGCCUUUUGGGAGAUGCUGUCAUGAUUUUUGUCCCCCGUUUGCAGAGAUAAAAAGGAGUCAGCAAGAGGCGUCCAAGGCAAUUCUUUGGUGUCCGUUUUCUUUUUUUGGUCAUUGUUCUUAUCUUUCGUUGAUGCAUUGCUAUUUGCUGACCUUUCCUAUUGGAAUCUAUGCUCCCUUCCGUACUUGCUCCACCCAUACAGUUCCAGCUGAGAGAAGGCGCUCCUCCACCUAGCCCCAUCCACAGAAUUCCCCCCACUAUGGAUGACGUACCUUUCCGCUGAAAUUACUUUGUCAUAAGAUGCCAUUGCCGAUGCUCAAGAGGAAAUAAAAUUGCAAGCUCAAGGAGAAGGAGCACGGAAGAGGGGGCGGGGAGACCCGAAAGCAUUAGCAAAAAAGGGAUGUUGACAUCUUUUCUCCAGAAAGCCAAAUUGUACCGUUAAAAAACCACAGUAAUUGAUAGGAAUGAUUGAUUGCCGUGUGCCAUCUAGAAGUGGCUUUUGACACAUGCUGUGGAGUUGCAACCAUUUCCCAGGCCUGCAUGAUGCCUGAAGACAGGAAUACGGGGGUCCGGGCUUCAGGUCCUUUGGCGUCAUCCCCCUUUGUUCCGAAAACUACCUACAGAAGAAUUAAGCGGUGUUUUAGUUUCCGCAAAGGAAUUUUUGGUCAGAAGCUGGAAGACACAGUCCGUUAUGAGAAAAGGUAUGGAAGCCAUUUGGCUCCCAUGUUGGUUGAACAGUGCGUGGAUUUCAUUCGGCUUCGUGGACUGACAGAGGAAGGGCUCUUCCGACUGCCGGGCCAAGCAAACCUUGUCAAAGAAUUACAGGAUGCAUUUGACUGUGGGGAGAAGCCAUUGUUUGACAGAAACACAGAUGUACACACAGUGGCAUCACUUCUGAAACUGUACCUUCGAGAGCUUCCAGAACCAGUUAUCCCAUACUCCAAAUAUGAAGAUUUUCUUGCCUGUGCCAAAAUGCUCAGCAAGGAAGAAGAAACGGGGCUGAAUGAAUUAGUGAAACACGUGAAGAGCUUGCCACUUGUCAACUUCAACCUGUUGAAGUACAUUUGCAGGUUCCUGGAUGAAGUCCAAUCCUAUUCUGGAGUCAACAAAAUGAGUGUUCAAAACCUUGCAACUGUCUUUGGUCCAAACAUCCUGCGUCCCAAAGUGGAAGAUCCUCUGACUAUCAUGGAAGGAACGGUUGUUGUCCAGCAGUUGAUGUCCGUGAUGAUAAGCGAACAUGAGCUACUGUUUCCCAAAGAUGCAGAUCUCCAAAGUGGGCCAGAGGUUUGUAAUAACAACAAUGAGGUCCAGAAGAAAGUGAUAAUUGGUCAGCUACAGAACAAAGAGAACAACAACACCAAGGAAUCAUCCCCAGUGAGACGCUGCUCUUGGGAGAAACCCGAAUCUCCACAAAGAACCAUUGUGGACAACGGAUCUCCAACUGCCCAGCCUGGGAGCAAGUCAAAUAGCCCAAGGAACAGCAUUCACAAAUUGGACAUGACUAGAAGUCCACCACUCAUGGUGAAAAAGAAUCCUGCAUUUAAUAAAGGCAGUGGUAUUGUCACCAAUGGAUCCUUUAGCAGUUCAGUGGAGGGUCAGGAAAAGACAUCACCCCAUUUAUCAAAUGGUACAUUGCAGGCUAGAAGAACAUCUUCCUUGAAAGGACCAGUAACUAAAAUGGGUACACAUAGUGUGCAGAAUGGAGGUGUACGGAUGGGUGUUUCCAGCACUGAUGCCCAUAGCAACUCUUUGAACAGCCGGAACCAGUGCUGGAUGCCAAAUGGGUAUGUAACAUUGAGGGACAACAAGCAAAAGGAAUCCAUGAGUGAGUCGGGCCAGCAUAAUAGACUCUCUACUUAUGACAAUGUACACCAGCAGUUCUCCAUAGUGAAUGCUGAAGAUAAGCAGAGUGUUGAUAGUGCAACUUGGUCCACAUCCUCUUGUGAAAUAUCCCUCCCAGAGCAUUCCAAUUCCUGCCGGUCUUCUACCACCACCUGCCCUGAGCAAGACUUUUAUGGAGCCAAUUUUGAAGACCCUGUACUAGAUGAGCCACAGCAUGAAGAUCCCAACCAAGGGGAUUAUGAGAACAAAGGUGAUCGAAGAAGUAUUGGGGGACGGAGCAGCCGGGCUACCAGUAGCAGUGACAACAGUGAAACCUUUGUUGCCAAUAACACAAGUAACCAUAGUGCUUUGCACAGCCUUGUGUCGAGCCUGAAGCAGGAAAUGACAAAACAAAAACUGGAGUAUGAAACAAGGAUAAAAAGCCUUGAACAGAGGAAUCUCUCCUUGGAGACAGAAAUGAUGACCCUGCAUGAUGAACUGGAACAAGAGAAGAAGAAGUUUACAAUGGUAGAAAUCAAAAUGCGCAAUGCCGAGCGGGCCAAAGAAGAUGCUGAGAAGAGGAAUGACAUGUUACAGAAAGAGAUGGAGCAAUUCUUCUCCACAUUUGGGGAACUGACAGUGGAGCCACGUCGACCAGACAGAGCAAACACCAUAUGGAUCCAGUGAGCUCUGUUCUGACCAAGACUGUGGGAUUCUGGGAAAAUGGUUGCUGGGAUAUUGUAUUGUAACAGGUGACGGGUCACCUGACUGAGGCUAGCACUCAACAUGAUAUUGUCAGCCCUCAAAAGAGGACAUCCCAUCCAUGUCAAUCAACUGCAUCUGCUGUGUGUAUUUUUUAACUGAGAAAUCAUACUCCCUGAAUGCACCAUAAUGCUACUGUUAAGUGUUACAUCUGAGUUUUGUGUAUAUAGAUUUUAAAUAGGUCAAUCUGAGGGAUUUGGGCGGUUGGGAUGGAUUAGAAAGAGAUGAGAAAAAUAUUUUAAUGCAAGUCUUAUAUUUAAGCAGAUAUCUUCAUUGCAAUCAAGCUUUAUAUUGAGGCUUUUCUCCCUUGCACUUAACAUAAUAAGCUAUUUUUGACAUUGUGUUCCCAUCAGCUUAUUUUGUACAUUAUUUGUUUUUUUCCCCUGUUGCUGGGGAAUAUAUAUAUAUAUAUAUAUAUAUAUAUAUAUAUGAUGUUAGCUAUUAAAUCAAAGCAAAAGAAAUAUAUUGUGUGGCUGUGCUCUUUGUGCCAAUUGAUUUGCUCAUAACCAAAAAACCUCCACAACAGCCUGUAAAUAAUUUUAUAAAAAUAUAAUAUGAAUACCUAAUUGA